GAGAGAGAGAGAGAAAGGGGGUUUCAGAAGGGUUUACUCAUCCCCAACCAGAAAACAGUCUAACCACCAUAGUGCUGUUUUGGACAGUCCUUUCUUGAAGAUCCAGGGGCAGUUAGGACUGAAGAAUGGCAGACAAGCUGCUGGUGGGAGUGUGUGUCCUGGUGGCAUCUUUGGGUCAGGUUAUAAGCAGCCCCCAGUCCAAGAGGGAUAGCCUGAAUCCAGAUGUGGUGUAUCCCUGGAGAUGGAAGAGUGCUGGUCUGGUCCGGGUAAAAAGAGACUGGAUCAUUCCACCCAUCCGUGUUUCUGAGAACAGCAAGCAGGUCCCUGAGUACCUGGUCCAGAUCAAAUCAGACAAGGUUUUCACUGGAGAGGUGAUCUACAAGCUGGAGGGCCCUGGGGUCGACCAGGAGCCUAAGGAUCUCUUCGAAAUAGAUGAUAAAACAGGAUGGAUUAAGAGCAAGAAGCCCCUGGACAGAGAGACUCACAAGAGCUUCACGCUUAAAGCCUUCGCCUUGUCGCCCAGUGGAGAGCGACUGGAGAACCCCACCACCAUCGAGAUCUACGUACUGGACCAGAAUGACAACAGGCCGACCUUUAUCAAAGAGGAAUUUGUUGGCUCUGUGCCAGAAUUCUCGAUCCCAGGUACGUCAGUGUUCACUGUAUCAGCAACAGAUGCUGACGACCCCAACACAGACAACUCAGUGCUAAGCUACUCCAUAACAGCACAGGAGAGCUUCCCACCUUUCAGCGUCAACAAGACCAUGUUUGGCAUCAAUAACAUAACAGGAGUGAUCUACACCCGAGAUGUGGGUCUGGACCGUGAUGUGGUGCAGUCGUUCCGGCUGACCCUGCAGGUGGCCGACAUGUCUGGAAUGGGUUUGACCAGCACAGGACGAGCCAUCAUACACAUCACAGACAUCAACAACCAUGCUCCGCAGUUUAACCCUAAAACGUACACAAUGUCUACCAUGGAGAAUAAAGUGGGAGAGGAUAUAGGCAGAGUGAAUGCUACCGAUAAAGAUGAGAAGAAUGGUGACAACUGGAGGAUUACGUAUUCCAUUAUUAAAGGAGAUUCUUCUGGCAAUUUUGCCAUUCGGACCGACCGGGUCACCAACCAGGGAAUUAUCUCUGUAGUGAAGCCCCUGGACUUUGAGUCACGGGCUGAAUACCAGCUCACUGUGAGAGCAGAGAAUGAGGUCCCUUUGAGUAUAAAAGCACCAUAUGAUCGGAUGAGCACUGCUACUGUCACCAUCAGGGUUCAAAACGAGAAUGAAGCUCCCCGUUUUCAUGCAAAUCCCAUAAAGGUGUCUGCCCCAGAGUCUAUUAAACCAGGAACUGCACUCAUCUCCAGCGUUGCUCAUGAUGCUGAGAAUUCCAAACUCAGAUAUGAAAUUAUUCAAGAUCCUGAGAAAUGGCUGUCAAUCAACCCUGAAACUGGAGCCAUUUCAGCCAGGAAGAGCUUUAACCUUCGCUCCCCAUACGUCAAUAAGAACAAAUACAGGGCAGUAGUAAAGGUCACAGACUUGGAUGUGGGUGGUACUUCUGUAAUGGCCCCUGUAGAGAUCACUUUAUGGGAAACCAAUGAUUUCGCACCUGUGCUUGUCCCAUUGAUUGGCAUCGUGUGCAGUAAUAGAGAGAGACACCGACUCGGGCUGUUGAUCAGCGCCGUGGAUAAUGACCUCGCCCCCCAUGCAGACCCCUUCAGCUUUGUCCUGGCUGAUAGUGACAUGGCGUCCAACUGGACUAUCAUACAGCUCAAUGAGACACAUGCAAUGCUGCAGCCUGUGAUAGAUAUAGACCAGGGGGAGUUCUCCAUCCCUAUUACUGUAUCAGACUCGGGUUCACCUUUACUCUCCUCCAACGCAUUGGUGAAUGUGACGGUGUGUCCAUGUGACAGGGCUGGACAGUGUAUGAGCGCCACAGCGGCUGCCAUUUUUGGAGCUAAAGUGGGCAUCAGCUUCAUUGCCCUUAUGAUCAUCAUGGCCAGUGUUGCCCUUCUAUUGUUGUUGCUGCUCGUUGCCGUGGCUGUGAGGAGCUGUACCAGGCGUGGUGUUAAGAAAGUAGGAGGCCUGUUGAUUGGCGAAUCAGACGAUGACGUGCGUGAUAAUGUAUUCAACUACGAUGAGCAAGGCGGCGGAGAGGAGGAUGAGGAUGCCUUCAACAUUGAUCUCCUGAGGACCCCUAACGACAUGGUUGCACCCCCAGGAUCCUUUAGUCCCCCAGGAUCUGCUCUUCCUAAAUGGAAGCAGCCACUUCGGAAGGAUGCUCCAUACAAUCUCCCCUCGCCUGCAUACCCGCGGAAACCUCGAGGAGAGCCCACCGACAUUGAGGAUUUCAUCAGUGAUUGCCUGGAUGUCGCAGAUCAUGACCCCAACGUUCCUCCAUUUGACACAGCUCUGAUCUUUGACUAUGAAGGAGAUGGUUCUCUUGCAGGCAGCCUGAGCUCCAUCGCAUCCACUGGCUCAGACGAGGACCAGGACUAUGACUACCUUAACGACUGGGGACCACGCUUCAAGAAACUGGCUAACAUGUACGACCCGCGUUAGUUACCCAAUCGGCCAUACAGAGUUUUAUUUCGAGCUUAUGUUCAUAUAUUCUUACCAAAACGUUCAGGAGAAACUGUUUCAACAUUCCCCAUUCUAUACAUUUGGGGUCGGUGAUGUAAGCACUACUGAUGUGAAUGAAAAGUGUGUGUAUGGAUCAUCGAUCAAGGAAUCUGCAGAAGCUUUUCAAAUUGGCCUCCGGUGUGUUCUUUUGAAAGGUCAACGCUGUCAUGUGAGAGACGGCUCGAGCUUUUUUUUUUCUCCUGCAGUGCCGUUAUGGAUCAGCGAGCCAUUUCACCACACUUACAUGACAGCUCGGCAUCCUCCGAAACAAAGGCAGACAGCAAUCAGUGCAUACUAAUAAGAGACAGAAGUGACAGGACCCAAGUUUCUUCAAAGGUUUCUACAGACACUGAGUUCAUAGUGAGCUUUAGUACUCUGAUACAAGAUGAUACUCUGAUACUGAUUCUCAGUUCCAUUUCUAGGUAUGACGAUUCUACAAAUGCAGAUGGUUUCCUUUUUAAACAGACGGUUUGGCAUAUGAAGCACGUCUCACGUAGUAUCAAGUGUCUUAAAAGAAUAGUCUGGCUAAAAAUAAAAUGAAACAAUUUCCAUUUGUCCACAAUUUGGUAGAAAUUCCACAAUUUUCACAAAAUUUAAUGAACCAGCUAAGACAGAGUGGUUUGCAAAGUUUGCUUCUAUAGUGUAGAAUUAAAGUGCAACACAAUACAGGUUUCACAUGCUUAUAACCUUCACUUUACUUUCUUGUUAAAAUUCUCUGUAAAGCAUACAAGAAAACACAAAACUUUGCUUAAGAUUACAGGACCGUGCCCACCGUGACCCUGAAUACAGGAUAAAGUGAUAUAGAUGAAAAGUGAGUGUCCUUUAUGGUUUUAGAUGGUCCGAAGAACCCAGAGAAAACUAGAGAAAAAAAAAAGAUUUGUUAAUAUAUUUGACUUUUUGUGUGGAAAUUCAUGUAUUACCACACAAUACAAAAAACCUAUUUAUAAUUGAAAUUGAGGUAGGGACAAGUUGUUAUACCUUAUUAUUCCAACACUUGGUGCGAUUUUAAUUAUGCCUACAUUUGUUUAGAAUUGUAAUUAAAUCUAAAUAAUAAUAAUAAAAUCAGGAUAUUGAUAAAAUUGUGAUAUUAACAGAUCACCUAGGUAUCGUGAUCUUAGAUGAUCCCUGGCAAAUCUUAUUCCUAGAGGAAACCCACAUGAACUAGUAAGAAGAUGUAAACCACCCAAUAGCCACAAGCCUGAGUUCAGGAUAGAACCAGAGGAUCCUGAAGACUAUGCACCACCUUCCCAUCUGGGU
Messenger RNA from Clarias gariepinus (North African catfish), 3863 nucleotides. RefSeq names its product cadherin 15, type 1, M-cadherin (myotubule) (gene cdh15). The coding region runs from base 126 to 2546 and encodes 806 amino acids. Gene Ontology annotation, biological process: multicellular organism development; calcium-dependent cell-cell adhesion; cell morphogenesis. The record is from RefSeq and is a predicted model, not a curated record. Gene Ontology annotation, cellular component: catenin complex; plasma membrane; adherens junction. The transcript has 14 exons. Gene Ontology annotation, molecular function: cadherin binding; calcium ion binding. Lineage: Eukaryota; Metazoa; Chordata; Actinopteri; Siluriformes; Clariidae.